GGGGUCACUAGGGGUCGGUCUGGGCUCUCCCUUGCGAACCUCUGACGCUUGCAUUCCAUGCGAGCGAAUCCCUGGACCGCCGGCAAAUGGGACGACCCAGCGACCGCCUCCGCGACGCGCGCCGCCCUCGAAUCCGUACACUACGCUAGGCAGUUACGCAGUACGGAAUAUUACCGUACAGAAAUCCCGCGGUGUUGUCGUCGACCAGAGAGACCGGCGGCGUACCUCGUGACGAUGCAUCGGUCCCUAGCGCACAUCUCGUAGUCCCAGUCCCGUCGACCAGAAGGUUCCCUGUUUUUUUGCAGCACAACACGAGACGGGGGGCCCGCCAUGACGGACGGGAAUGCCAGCCCUUCUUCAAAUCUCCCACCCCAGCGCCCAACGCGACACUCGAGCUCCCCCUACCGCGAGGCCAACGCUCCAGAUUCCUCCGUGCUGACCGCUACCACGUCCUCGGCUGCCGACGCCGAAACCCACGACCAGCAACCCCCGACCUCGACCUCGACCUCGACCUCGGCCAACCGCGCGCUUGUCGAAAACCGGCUCUCGGGCACCUAUCGCGCACACAAGCAUCGCUCCAGCGGCGGCUUCCUCCUCGCCGAUCCUCUCAACCGCCAGGGCUCUACACGGCACCGUGAUACAGAAAAAUACCCCGCGGAGAAGCGGCAGCGGAUAUCUGUCGAGCAGCAUGCCUCCGCGGGCGCCCAGCACGGCCAGAGGGUACCCCAAUCGACGGUUGCCUCGAGCAGCAGGCAGGGGCCAGCAUUCGAGGCACCAAGGCCCAGCGUCCCGCCAGACGAGGGCUCAGGGCUUCUGACCACCAUGACGAAACGUAACGGCUCUUUGGCCGGCAACGCUACCAUCGAAUCGUCCCCGCAGACGGGCAUGGCGCAGCUCGACGUGGAGUCGGCCCAGAUCGUCAGCAUGGCCCUGAACCUGAGCGAGUCGAGACGGCUGGCCUCCCGGAGGAACAUCUCGCAGCCGGCACCGCCCAGGCUUGCGCCCUUCCCCGACAGCACUCCGGGAGGCAGCCUCCGAUACCACCUCCAGCAGCAGAGGAAGAUGUCGCGUACCGCCUCCCCCAAGCCCGACCGGUCUCCGAGAAUCGGCGCCGGCGGGAGGUUCACGCCCCUGCAGCCGGCAUUCGAUCCCGGAGCUGGCUUCCGCUACCACUUCUCGACGUCCACACUCGCCAGGGCCCAGAAAGCCAAGGAAUACCUCGAGCUCAUGGCGCAGUACCGGCGCCUGCUCGAGCUCGUCCCGCCCCUCGAACCACGCCCGGCAGCGAGGCCUUGGAGCCCCACGCCCCCGGUCUCGCCAAAUAACUCGGCCCCGGUGUCGAGGGCUUCGACCAACAACGACCCGGAGCCCAAGAUUGGGCGGCCGUACAAUCCGCUUCAGUAUGUGCGGAACCGCAAGGUGCGAGCCCGCGAGCGGAGGACCCUCGACGGCGAGGCCUUGGGUUUCAACGAUGUCAUGAAGGUGUCCGAGUGGGUAGACGAAGUGGCCAAGUGGGUGGCCACGGGCCAGGCCCGCCAGCCCGGCAACCCAGCCCUGCCUCCGUUUGCGGGUGCCCAAACGGCCGAGCUGCAAGCCUCCCCCCCCGCAGCAAACGCGAGGGCGCCCACAUCCAAGCCGAAGCGGCCGCGGGUGGACUGGGUGAUCGACCCCGCCGACCUGCUCGCCGACCUGUACUGGCUCGAGCUGGACGACAACAAGAAGCUGGUCGAGGACCGCCACUGGAGGCGCGUGUUUCCGCAGGGCCCUGAACCUCCCAGGCCCGCUUCCCACGAUGACGCGCUGCGCCUGACGACUCCGAACUCGGCAAAGGGCUCGCUCGACGCCCACGCCCUUGGCGAAAGGGCCACUCCAGACCCUCCGUCGUCGUCGACGACAACGAGACACGAGCAUGAGCACGUCCUGGAGGCCGCAAGAGAUCGGGCCCAGCAGAAGUUCCGGGCGCUCAGGGGCUCCCAUCACCGGCACACCAGCUCCUUCACGAAUCGCGACCUCCUCCGUCUCCGCCGGGGCUCGCUGUCCGAGUCGUCUGACACGGACAGCGACCGGCGACGGAGGGCCAAGGGGGCGCCGACCAACGCCGUCCGAUCGGUUCUCGAGAAGCAGAUGGAAGAGAUGAUUGCCCGCGAGCAGAGGGAAGCGGAAUCGCAUCCGCUCUACGACCACGAGGCGAGACGCCUGAGGCCUGCUGCAUCAAUGACCCCGGAGCGGGAGCCGCAGCCGCCUGCGUCUCGAGAUGCUUCCCAACGACGCCCGGCCGACACGCACCCCGAGCUGAGCGAAACCGAAGUCAGCGGCUUCGGACUCAAACCGCUCCCGUUGCCGAGGUCCCCGGAGCAGGCGACCGGGCGGACAAGCCUGGAUGUUCCGCGGGCCGGGCGCGCCUCGGCAGACGACGAUUACACGUCACAGCCCAACUCGCCGGGCCUGCGGCCAUCCCCAGAUAUUGGCCGGGUGCCGGCGCUCGGCAUGGAUCUGUCGCCCAUGUCCAGCCGGGCCGGCUCGCCGCACCGGAACCCGCUGACGAGGGUGAAGAGCAUCUUCCGGGACCGCAGCAAGGAACGCAGCACAGAGCCACCCGGGGAGGAUAUCGCCGCGACUCUCACCACCCCGGCGGACAGCGGGAUGGGCGGGAUGCCGGAGUCGGCCAGUGCCGUCUCCGGCCAUCACCAGCGACGGCCGUCGAGGAGCCCCAACGGCGAGCGCCCAUUGGGCCACCGGCCGCACAAGAGCCUCGGCAAUGUCAAGUUGCGCGGCGAGGAUGGCGGCAUUAGCCUGCGGUCGCUGCUCCGCGGGCCGCGCAUCGACACCGUGCUGCGCAGCGGCGUGUCCAAGGUCAGCGAAAUGCUCUGGCGCAAGGAGGGCGAUGACUCGUCGAGCACGUCGUCUAGCGACUCCGAGGCCGAGUCUCGAGGCAGGUCCCGCGGACCCCGGCCCGUCCGCAGUUUCUCCUUGGAGCAGGACCCGAAGCGCCUGCUCGACGCGCCCCAGCAGCUUGUGCCCGACUACAAGCUUCCUCAGCGCCAGCUCCAGCACCCGCCGGCCCGGCCCAUCAGCCGGCGAUCUUCACGCUUCGAGCUGCUCAAGCCGCCCAGGAUCGAUGUGCAGCAGGCCUCCCCGAGCACAUCGCCGCCCCCGGUGCAGGUACGCACGACGCACGAAGCCUCCGUCGGAUCGGCCGCCGCCGCCGCAGCCGCCGCCACAGCAGCAGCAGCAGCAGCAGCAGCAGCAGACUCGCAGGGCGGGCGCGACGGCACCCGCGCGGCCUCGGCGAACCUGAACGCCGCGCUCGCCCUCCCUCACCGUCCCGUCUCGCCCUCCAGCCGGCAGUGGUCCAUCACGGACCGUAGCAGCGCCUCCGGACCGGCGGCGGUCUCGAGGCGGGAGAUCGCCCGCUUGCGCGCGCUGGUGCUCAGUUCCGGCGUCCACGCGGCCGAGAUGGACCGGCGCGCCAAGGCCCGCAAACUGUUGCCCUCGCCCACCAUUUCUCGGACCGCCGCCGCCGCCGCCCCCAAUCACGCCAACCCCGCCGGGUCAUCAUCAUCCCUGACCUGGACCGAGAUCGCCAACCUCGCCCCGGAUGCCGCCACCAGGCAGCGCCUGCUCACGACGCCCCUCGCGCAGGCCGACCUGUACCCCGUCGCCGCCCGCACGCUCGCCGGCUCCGUCCAGGCGUCCACCGCCCAGUUGCAGGCCGCCACCUCCCGCUUCGCCACCGAGACGGGCCCGGCCCUCACGCACCGCGUCGAGUCGCUCCGCAGCAAGGUCGCCGAGGAGCUGACGGACCUCGCCCAGCUGGCCAUCGACGCGGCCGACGAGGCCAACCACGACCUGGUCACCAGCCAGCGACUCAAGGUCAAGAUGGUGGGCGACGCGAUGGACAAGAUGCUCCGCCGCCGCCGGCGCCGGUUCCGCUGGGUCCGCCGCGCCGGCUGGCUCGUCGUCGAGUGGGUCCUGGUCGGCUGCAUGUGGUACGUCUGGUUCCUCGUCAUGAUUGUCCGCGUCGCCUUGGGCAUCGGCAAGGGCGUCGUCAGGGGGGUGCGAUGGUUGCUGUGGUUGUAAGCCCGCAAGG
Molecule: messenger RNA, 4090 nt
Organism: Thermothelomyces thermophilus ATCC 42464
Lineage: Eukaryota; Fungi; Ascomycota; Sordariomycetes; Sordariales; Chaetomiaceae
Exons: 1
Coding region: 331-4080 (1249 amino acids)
Source: RefSeq, a predicted model, not a curated record